This is a messenger RNA of Notolabrus celidotus (New Zealand spotty), 2315 nucleotides long. RefSeq names its product major facilitator superfamily domain containing 6-like (gene mfsd6l). Gene Ontology annotation, cellular component: membrane. The transcript has 2 exons. The record is from RefSeq and is a predicted model, not a curated record. Lineage: Eukaryota; Metazoa; Chordata; Actinopteri; Labriformes; Labridae. Bases 303 to 2198 code for a protein of 631 amino acids.
UUAAACUUUAUUAUUAAUUGAAUCAGUAAUAUCUUCAUUUAUGAGACAUAUCCUCCCGCCCUGAUCCUCCACACCACCAGAGGGCGCUGCAGUCACUCUCUCUCUCUGCAGACUCUCAGCUGAGUGCUCACCUUGCAGCCUGCAGCAGGUGUUCCUCUCUUUAAACUCCUCACAAACUAAAGCUGUGGAUGUAAUGAAGGAUCUGAAGAUGGAACAUGAUCGAUAGAGGAGUGUGAAGAAGUUUUCCUCCUCCUGAAGUGAAAAGCGUCGGUCCGGUUCGAUGUGAACCAGCAGAGACCACCAUGAAGAUAAACAAGCAGAUCGACGUGAAGCGGGCCCUCGCUCUCUCCGGCGCCCUGAACUUCCUGUGCUCCUGCGCCCGGGCCUGCCUGCUCCCCUUCCUCACGCUCUUCUUCAGACAGCUGGGUCUGACUCCGGCCAUGACCGGCGUCAUCAUGGGAACCAAACACUUCAUAACACUGGUGUGGAGCCCCGUGGGGAGUCUGCUGGCCAAACACUACAACAAGAGGCGGGUGGUGCUGACGUGCUCGCUCGUGUGCUCUGCCGCCGUCCCGCUCGUGCUGCUGCUCAUCCCUCCGGCAGGCGUGCACAAACUCACGGACGCCUGCAACACGUCGGAAUUUACAAAUCCAACGCCGAGUCUCAUGAGCGGCACCAAACCGUCCACGCCAUCGACUACAGCUCAGCUUAAAACCACCACAGCAGUCCUCCCCCGGUCUAAUGUGACCCUCUCUGGGGAUAAAUCCACUCCUGCCCUGAUCAAGACUUCACUCAGUCAGCACACUGCUGAAAAUCCCCACCCUCAGAAGCUACAAGUGAACGCAUCAUCAGCGGGGAAUGGCAGUCAUGAAGAACCAAAGGUCAGCAGCUCCGGCAGAAACCAGACCAGCAGCUCUAUCACAAACCAGACCAGCAGCUCCGUCACAAACCAGACCAGCAGCUCCCUCACAAACCAGACCAGCAGCUCCGGCGCUGCUCCAGCGAGGCAGAAGAGGAAGUCAGGGAACGACCGACGGGAAGUAAAGACGAAAGAGGAGGAGUCUAAUGGCGGCCAUUUUGAAUUCCUGGGCAGCUUGAAGGUCAUGGACCCUGAACACCAGCUCUUCUUCCUGGUUCUGAUCACCGUGUCCGUGUGGGAGUCCGCGUGGGCGCCUCUGGAAUGGACGGCAGACGACGGCCUGUACGAGUAUCUGGACUUUGCGGAUUCCUCAGACCGCUACCGCAGCAUGGGGGUGUGGGGUUUACUGGGAGCAGUGUUUGGCGUCGGAGGGGCGGGCUUCUUGGUCAGCCAGUUACGAUGCGUCGUAGCGAGUCACGCCGUGAGGAGCGCGGUGCAUUUCUACAGCUAUGCCGCCGUGGUCGCUCUGGCUGUCCCCGUGGCGAUCUUCCUCCCUCUCCACCUGAAUAAGAAGCGCGACAAAGCGAACGGUCUCCUCAAGGCCGCACAGCUGGUGCGAGGGUCCCCCCGUGCUCUUCUCUGCGCCGCCACCACCCUGCUGGUCGGCGCGGCGUGCUCGGCGGUGGAUAACUUCCUCUUGUGGCAGAUGCAGGAUCACGGGAGCAACAAGCUCCACAUGGGGCUGUCCCUCGCGCUCGCUCUGCUCUCACAGGCCGCCUUCCCCCUGCUGGCGGCCCGGGUCUCCAAACACCUGACCCCGGGGCGGGUCCUCACCGUGGGGGCGGCGACCCUCGGGCUGCAGUGCUUCUACUACUCCUUCCUCUGGGGACCCUGGGCCGCGCUCCCCGCUCAGGUCUUCAGCUCCUUCAGCACCGGCGCCGUGUGGUGGGCCGUGGAGGUGCAGUGCGAGGACGUCGCCACGCCGGGCGCAGAGAGGAGCGUGAGGAGGGUCUUCAGCUCGCUCUCCUUUAACCUGGGCAGCGGGUUGGGGAGCUUCGCCGGGGGCUUGGUGGUGCAGCGGUUCGGGGUGACGUGGGUCUUCAGAGGGGCGGCGGUGUGUCUGAUGAUGUGGUGCGUCUGUCUUCCUCUCCUCCAGUGGAAAGCUCCUCGCCAGCGCCGGAUCAACUACUCACGGCUGUUAGCCGCCGAUGGGAGCGAAGGAAGCGACUCGGAGUCUGAGCAGGAGAGAGACUGGCUGGAUAAAGCCAUGGAGGACGACAGAAGCAACAACAACAACAACAACAACAACAACAACAACUACGGACGGAGGACGAACUGAACAAGGAGAGAGAGAGAGAGAGAGAGAGAGAGAGACUACUAAACUGAUUUGUUUUCCUGUUUUGUGACUUUAAGAAGAAAAGAAAACAGGAAACAGCUCGGGUCGUUUAGAAAAGUG